Molecule: messenger RNA, 1288 nt
Organism: Pyrus x bretschneideri (Chinese white pear)
Lineage: Eukaryota; Viridiplantae; Streptophyta; Magnoliopsida; Rosales; Rosaceae
Exons: 1
Coding region: 89-970 (293 amino acids)
Source: RefSeq, a predicted model, not a curated record
CUUCCUCCUCACAACUUCCUACUCAGCCAUCUCUCUCUCUCUCUCUUCUUUCUCUCUCUAAAUUUUCAAAGGUUUAUUUUUCUGCGAUAUGCCGCAAGUCGAUUUGGAAACACUAGUUUCGGCGUGCGCUGGUGGCUCAAUGGAUCGGAAAAUCGCCUGCGAGACGCUGGCCGACGCCGCCACCGCCGGACACGGCCGGCCGGAGGAUGACGUCGAGGAACCGGAAGUUCCGCCGGAUUUGCCCCCGGAAUCCUUCUGGCUCUCGAAAGACGCAGAGUACGACUGGUUCGACCGCAACGCCUUCUACGAGCGCAAAGACUCCACCAAGGGAAACUCCAACGCUAAUAACUUGAAUUCGAAUCAAAAUUCGCACUCGAAUUCGAACUCGCAGCGGUUUUCGAUGAACUUGAAGUCGAAGGCGGCGAUCAUCGGGCUUCCCAAGCCGCAGAAGCACAACUACGCCGACACGAAGAAUCGGCGGCACUGCAAGGUCGGAAACACGAGGCUGUUUCCGAAACGGUCCGGAUCCGUUGGAAAAUCGGACGCUCCGAUGAUCGAGCCGUCGUCUCCGAAGGUCUCGUGUAUGGGGAGGGUGAGAUCGAAGAGGGAUCGGAAGAAGCGUCGGGUCAGGAAUCGGCACAGACAGUCGGCCGAGACGUCCAUGGAAAAGUCCGUUAAACCGGUUUCCGAGAGACGAAAACUCGGUUUCUUCGCGAGUUUUCGGGCGAUUUUUCGUCACGGCGGACACCGAGACAAAUCGACAAAAUCGCCGUUCGCGGACGACUUGCCUCCGAGAAACAGCAGCGUGAAGUCGACGAGAGCGCGCGACAGGGCGGCAGCGGACGAUGUCGACUCGCUUCCAAGACACAGCGUGGAGAGCGAACCGCCCGGUUUGGGUGGCAUGAAGCGGUUCGUUUCGGGUCGGAGGUCCGGAUCGUGGGUGGGCGAAGGCGGUAUCGACGUUGCGUAGUUGGUGGGCGUCUUGGAAAACUGAGAGGGAUACGGUCACGAGGAAGCAGCAGGUGGGUUGCGGGCGUGAUUGGUUGUCUGAGUGGGACCCGCUUCAUCCUGUUUAAAUUGUGGUUGGGAUGACGUGGCACGUUGAAUAACGGUUUCCCUCCAUACCCGGGUUAGAGGUAAAACAGUCAUUUCGGCUACAACGUUUUUCUUCGUUUUUUGUAUUUUUUUUCACUUCAUUAGUGUAGAAGGUUGUGUAAAUAUAUAUGCUUUUGGAUUGAGAGUUGUAAAUUUGCUUGUUAUUUUGGAUAAUUCGGGUACAAAAAUUGCA